GUGAGUCCCGAGGAGGCUGCUGGAACCACCAAGACGGCUGCUGGCGACAUGUACGCGCUUGGGCUGCUAUUGCUUGCGAUGCUGACAGACAACCAUCCAUGGCAGUGGACCGCGCAAGCGUCAGUAGAUCGCUCACGGAAUGAACUGGAUUCGGUCCUCGCCGACAUUGCCUUGUUUCGUGAGGCACUGCGGGAUGGGUUGCUGGAGCCGGUGGCGCCCCCAUCGGAUCUGGACGAUACAAUGCGUGGCAUUCUGGAGGCCUGUCUCAGCAUCGCACCUGAAAAGCGCCUCAGU
Molecule: messenger RNA, 294 nt
Organism: Trypanosoma theileri
Lineage: Eukaryota; Euglenozoa; Kinetoplastea; Trypanosomatida; Trypanosomatidae
Product: protein kinase
Exons: 1
Biological process (GO): protein phosphorylation
Molecular function (GO): ATP binding; protein kinase activity
Source: RefSeq, a predicted model, not a curated record